UUCAAUUACUCAUCAAUAACAUUCACUAAAACUCCUUUGAGCUUUGAUUUAAAUAGAAUAAGCAUUGGCAGUUCAAAACAGAAGUAGUUGGAACUCUCUGGAAUAGAAACUCCAUUAGUGCCGGACGUCGCAGCCUUGAUUCGUUUGUUUGAGCUAAACUUGAAGCAUAUAGUAACCUUGCAAAAUACACGUAGAAAAGAAGAGAUAGAGAUGACUAGAGGCACACUAGAAGUUUUGCUCGUCGAUGCUUCUAAACUCAAAGACACCGAUUUUUUUGGUAAAAUGGACCCUUAUGUUAUCAUUGAAUUCGGUAAUCAGAAGCGAAAGAGUACCGUUGCUCGUGACGAUGGAAAAGCACCGCUGUGGAACGAAAAAUUUACCUUUGAUGUGGAGUAUCCAGAUAACAUCAGAGAUGAACAUCAUCAGUAUAAACUCAAUCUCACCAUAAUGGACAAAGAUAGGUUGAGCAGGGAUGACUUCGUAGGUGAAUCGACGAUUUACGUGACGGAUAUCUUAUCAUUGGGCGUAGAGAAUGGAACGUCUGAAAUUAGAACUAGCAAGUAUCGUGUUGUUCUACACAACAAAACCUAUUCCGGAGAAAUUCGAGUCGGCAUUUCAUUCACCCGAAAGGAUGCCAAAGGAGAUGAUAAAGCAAACUACUUGGGAGGAUGGAAGCAAUAACUAAAAUGAUUUUAUUAAACUUAAGGAUAAUUAAUUAACCAAGAAUUUGAAUUUGUAAUUUUGUGAAUUUUUAAUUGCUAAUGUAAUUCAAUUGAUUGUAUCAAAUUGUUUUGUCGAAUUUGUUAACCUUAUUUUAUACAAUGAAUUGAGAGUGUCACUGUAUUUGUUAA
Molecule: messenger RNA, 851 nt
Organism: Papaver somniferum (opium poppy)
Lineage: Eukaryota; Viridiplantae; Streptophyta; Magnoliopsida; Ranunculales; Papaveraceae
Product: elicitor-responsive protein 1-like
Exons: 5
Coding region: 211-681 (156 amino acids)
Source: RefSeq, a predicted model, not a curated record